GGAGGAGGAGGAGUCUCUAAUCACCACAGCUGCCAGUGCUUCCUUCCCGCGGCAGAAGCAUUGCCGCGCACAUGAAGCAGCAAAAUGGAAACUGCGCAACUGACUCAAACAAACAUACCUUUUUACGGAUAAUUUCCACUUUCAAACUUUUCUCAAAGCUCGGUGUCGACGUUGAUGUUGAACUUCUCCAAAUUACAUCCUAAAAUGAAUUUCCUGCCUGAGAAGUUGUACUAGUUAGCUAACUUUCAUCAUGGACCAUCUGAACCUGGGAUGUCAGGUCUGCCUCACCAAAUCUAACUACUUGUUUGAUAUGAAGACCCAUAUUCACUCACAUGGACAUGUACAGACAAUGAUUGAUGUCUUCCAGCAAGAUAUGUUCAAGGGUCAUGGCAUCUUUCCCUGCAUUGAGUUGAUCAAGUCGCAAGUCAGAGGUGAAAUCACAUGGCCCAUCACAGGCAUAUCGUUGUGUUUCAGUCGAGUGUCAAAAACAUAUUUUUACAUGUGCCAUGUCUGUGAGGAAAAGUUUCUACCAAUGAGGAUUUUAUCGCACCUCACUUCAAUGGACCACCACAGAAACUACUUUAGCUACAUAAACCCCAACGCACUGAGUUUCUCCUGGAUGCCUAAAAAUAAAUACUUCCUGAGGUCUGAGUUGAGAGAUAGUGGAAACGAUGAGGAAAGCACGACUGGAGACCUACAGCUGUUGGAAUUGCCUGGAAAACUGUUUAAAAAAGUGGAAAAAAGCAAUUACUCUGAGGUGGCUUGCACGCUCAGUAAAAUUGAGAAGCUUCCCAAGAUGCAUGAAGUUUUCAAGAAAGAGAGGAUGACAAUACAAACAUACCUAAAAGACAGCAAAAGGGAACAUCCACUUCUUGGCAUGCAGCACCUGAUUGAGUGCAUUUGUGUCGGGCAAACGGAGAAGAGAUACUACCUCUGCACGCUCUGCAACAUAACUUUGGCCCCCCAAGGGAUCAUCAAACACGUCCUGAGCUUUGACCACAUCUUUUCUUACUUUAAAGCGUGGCACCCUUCAACUUUGUCGUCAAAGCAUUCUUUCAACACUUACACAAAAGACUUUGGCUCCCUGAUGCUUAAUUUUGCAAAGCAGUCAGAGGAAAUUCAUGGUACUGCAAACAUGGAUAUGAAGCAAGUGAUCCUGGAGCCUGCCAAAUUCUCAUCAGUGAAUUUCACCUCUUAUGAAGAAGCUUUAAAGGAGUUGGAAUCGAUCACAAAGGAAAACAACGGGAGCAGCUUGAUGACGAUUGUCAAACCAGGGAAGAAGCUGGUUUUAAAGGCUUUGGAAUCCACUCCAAAGGAGAAAGAUGACUGCAGCUCGAUGACAAUUGUCAAUCAAGAGAAGAUGCCAGCUUCAAAAGAGUUCGAAUCCAUCACAAAGGAGAAUGAUGAGAGCAGCGUGAUGACAGUUGUCAAUCCAGAGAAGAAGCCGGAGGAACCUAUUGCAUCAUACAAAUUACACUGUCAGAACUGCGGUUGGGGCUUUAACUCCCUCUCUAAAUACUGCAAACACGUGUCGUCAUGGAAACACCGAGGGAUGGUGAAUAAAAUCAUUGGCGGAGGUGCUGAUUGUUAUGGCCAACAGGGAUGGGUUCCUGAACUGGGCCUCUACUAUAUCCACAACGAGAGCUUGAAGCUAAAACAACCCCAUAUUGGUGUUUCCCUGGUUAUGACGUUUGUCUGCACUCGGGUUGAGAGGGAACCUUUUUACAUUUGCUUCGCUUGUGAGGAGUGUUUCUCUGAGUCCUCUCUCAGACAACACUUACACUCUACACAACAUCUCGUACACACGUUGCUGUACCAGAACCCGUGGCGGCUUACUUUUGCUUGGAAGAGUUCCCUUGAUCUUUCUUUUUUGAGAUCAAUGGCAUGGGAAGAGGAGAAGGAAAGAGGAACAAACCAGAGGAAGCUGAAGGUUUUUGAUGUACCAUACUGGAUAUUUGAGGGCCUCGACCAGCUAAAUUACGUACAAGUGAUGGAGAAACUUAGUCUGUAUCAAACUGUCUUAAGGAUCGACGUUCCUGAGCGUGAGACAUACAGCAAACUCAAACGAAACGAGACAUUUCCUCUGCUCGGCAGUCACUUCCUGGUCAUUUACCCCAGCUGUGCCAAAGAGCUUUCUCUCACAAGAAAGGGAUAUGUGUGUCUGCUUUGUGAGAGGAGGUUGUUCGGCGAUGAAUGUUACGCUCAUGUGUUCAGUUUUGACCAUGUGGCGAAAUUUCUAGAGAGUUUCCAUCCAGGCUCCACGGAUUCGAGCACUGAUGCAGAGACGUUGGUGGACUUUGCAAAACAGGCGGGGCGCAUUCACCCCAUAUCACGUGUACAGGUUAUACAUAUGGAGAGGCCAAUCUGGGAUCCGUGCUCUUACUCUACCACAUUAAAACUCCUGGCAGGUAGAAAGUGGACCAUUUGUCAAGCAGUGCUUACAGCCCCAAUUAUACCUGGAAAGAAGCUGAUCCCCAGAGAAACUCUGAAAGCUGUGCCCACAAAACAAGUGACAGACAGCAGCCAGAAGAAUGGAAGGAUGAUGGGGUGUUGUGAGAACACAAGUCAAAAGUCUACAGACCAGAGUGAGACGACCCUGAAAACGAUCCCAGUAGAAGUUGGUGCUGAAAUCACCAAUACACAAUUUGCAAAAAGUGGACAAAGUGUGGAAAAGGGAAACAAGGAGAUUCCUACACCAAGUGAAAAAGAAUCAGAGAAGAGAAAAGAGUUUUCAAGAGAUGGUUUGGAGGAGAUAAAGACUGACGGUAGUGAGACAUGCCAGAAACCAAGUAGGGAGACCCCAGAAACCUGCAACAAAAAGGAUGAAACGGAGAGGGUAAAAGAGAGGAACAAAAGUGGCAAAGAAAUCCUGAAACAGAAGAGGAUAAUCUCACAGGAGGACCCUUGUCCUGUUCAGGAUGUGAAGCAAGUAAAGAAACAGACAAAAGGAAUCGUCUCCUCCAAAAAAGACUCAUCAGAAUCUCAAAUGCAGGUUACUGCCACAAACCGGGGAGAAAGUGGCAAACCAGGUCAGGAGCCAGCAAAGGAUGAAAGGUCUUCAAACGUGAACUGCCAAAAAAAACAGCUGUGGCAGUUUCUCAAAAAGAAGACUCGACACCCUGUGAUUGGCCUGAGUGGACUUGUUGAACUCCAAUGUGAUGAGCAUGACCGCAUCUACCUGUGUGAGUGCUGCUCUCUGAAGAUCCCCGAGAAGGACAUCAUCAGCCAUGUUUCUGGAAUCUACCACCAGAAGUUGUAUCUGAUGAAGUUCCAGAAACUCCCGCCUCUACCAGAGAUGCAACAGGUGAAGGCAAUCAGAGAUGUGGCUGCUUUGUUUGAACAACAGAAUGGAUAUGGAGAGGCUCAGGUUGUGUAUCUGGAGAAAGAGAUUUACGAUGAAAUCUUGGUACAAAACUUUAAAUCAGCCGUAAAGACGGUUAAGGAACUUCAGGAUCAAAUGAACAUCAGAAGGUAUGAAAGACCUUCUACCUCAGCUCCGUCUAGUGUUCAACCUGUGGACACAUCGGCUGCUCAACAUCAGCUCGGUUCUGUGAAGGACGACUACCAGGAGGUGAAUAUGGAGGUUGUUGAGGAUUCAGUAAAAGUUGGUGCUGAAAUCACCAAUACACAAUUUGCAAAAAGUGGACAAAGUGUGGAAAAGGGAAACAAGGAGAUGCCUACACCAAGUGAAAAAGAAUCAGAGAAGAGAAAAGAGUUUUCAAGAGAUGGUUUGGAGGAGAUAAAGACUGACGGUAGUGAGACAUGCCAGAAACCAAGUAGGGAGACCCCAGAAACCUGCAACAAAAAGGAUGAAACGGAUGAAACGGAGAGGGUAAAAGAGAGGAACAAAAGUGGCAAAGAAAUCCUGAAACAGAAGAGGAUAAUCUCACAGGAGGACCCUUGUCCUGUUCAGGAUGUGAAGCAAGUAAAGAAACAGACAAAAGGAAUCGUCUCCUCCAAAAAAGACUCAUCAGAAUCUCAAAUGCAGGUUACUGCCACAAACCGGGGAGAAAGUGGCAAACCAGGUCAGGAGCCAGCAAAGGAUGAAAGGUCUUCAAACGUGAACUGCCAAAAAAACCAGCUGUGGCAGUUUCUCAAAAAGAAGACUCGACACCCUGUGAUUGGCCUGAGUGGACUUGUUGAACUCCAAUGUGAUGAGCGUGACCCCAUCUACCUGUGUGAGUGCUGCUCUCUGAAGAUCCCCGAGAAGGACAUCAUCAGCCAUGUUUCUGGAAUCUACCACCAGAAGUUGUAUCUGAUGAAGUUCCAGAAACUCCCGCCUCUACCAGAGAUGCAACAGGUGAAGGCAAUCAGAGAUGUGGCUGCUUUGUUUGAACAACAGAAUGGAUAUGGAGAGGCUCAGGUUGUGUAUCUGGAGAAAGAGAUUUACGAUGAAAUCUUGGUACAAAACUUUAAAUCAGCCGUAAAGACGGUUAAGGAACUUCAGGAUCAAAUGAACAUCAGAAGGUAUGAAAGACCUUCUACCUCAGCUCCGUCUAGUGUUCAACCUGUGGACACAUCGGCUGCUCAACAUCAGCUCGGUUCUGUGAAGGACGACUACCAGAAGGUGAAUAUGGAGGUUGAUGAGGAUUCAGAAGACUCCUGCCUGACUGUUUCCAAAAGCAGCGUGGACAAAGCUGAAAUCUUUUCAAACAAAACGUUUGCACCUUUUAAAAUAGCUGCCAUUUCCCAAAAAGAGGGGACAUGCAAAACUGCACCAACUUCAUGUUUUAAUGAAACCACGCCAAAGACUUCCAUGCCAGCCAAAUCAACAGCAGCCAGCUCCAUAUCCACCAUGGGAGAAACUGCCAAUGGACGUAGAGCAACUCUCUCUAUCUCUACUGCCACCACCUCUGAACCAGCAGCAACCACCACCACCUCAACUGCAUCCAUCUCAAGUACGAUGUCAACAACUAAAUCUGCAACAUUGCCCAAACCUCUGGAAAAUAUUACUGGAGCUGCAGCCAAUGUUACAGCUAAGACUUCAUAUAAAGCUGCCACAGCUUCUAACAAAGAGUCCAUGGUAGUGCAUGAAGCCACCUCCAAAACUGCACCUGCUUCCAAAAAGGAAAACGCCUCCAGAAACUCUGAAAAUGUCUCUACAGCUUUGUUCCCGUCUCAAACCCAUCCCGUAACAUCUGUAGCCGAUAUUAAAAUGGCAGUGAAAUGUGAUAAUACUGAAGCCUUUGUAGAGACUGCAGCUAUGAAGAAUUCAGUGGCUUCAACAGCUGAUGUUGCACCAAAUGUUCAAAAGAGUAAAGCGCCAAAAGCUCCUAAACUGAACACGCACACAAAUCCAUCAGAGCCAUCACGUAACUCCACAACUCCUAAAGUUGGAAUUCAGAAGGCUUUAUUAAGAACAAGAGACGUGCAUGUCUCCUCAACCUCUACAACACACACUGCAGAGGUUUUAAGACAGAACGUUACCUACACCAGUCCAGCCUCAAGACAAGAUGACGCAGUCAAUAUAGGGAAACAUCAGGAUUAUCAGCCUCCUCUUGCCACUGGCGCUGCAGGCAGAUUCACCGACAGCCCAGAUACAUGCCAAGAGACCCGCAACACUAAACAGCAGCAGGAGAGAAGAGAUCCGGAGUUAGAGGACUCGAGCGGGGAACAGCAGAACCAACCAAGUACCAGCCAGAGGGCAGAACAUGUGUCGACACACUCGCAAGCACUCGCAAUGUUUUUAACAGGGAAAAGCAGUCAUUUGUCCACCUACUUGAAGGUACAGGGAACUGAGCGUGGUGGAUCAAUCAUAGGUCUGGGCUUUGUGUGGGAGUGUCAGGGGAUUUCUGUGAGCCCGUUUUACCUGUGUGAGAGCUGCAAGGAAAUUAUCAUCCACUAUAACAUCUGUGAACACAUGAGGAGCUAUGAUCACCAGUUACAAUACAUUUGGAUGCAGCACCCAAAAUUUCUAUACUUCUGGGAUCUUGAUUUUCUUCUUGAAGAGAUGAAACAGGACAUUGUAGAGGACAUCGCCAUGAUGCUCUCUAAACGGGAGCGUUACUACAAGGUGGAUGCACAGUGCAUACUGCUGAGACCGGGGGCAUUUGAACAUGUUAAGAGUCUUUCGUUCAGUGAAGCUUUAAAACUGGUUAAAGACCUCAAGAAAGAUCCUAAACUGGACUGGCAAACCAGCUUUACUGCACAACAAAAGGAAACAAGACAAGAAACAGAGGAAUAUCAUUCCGAAAACACUGUUGGAUAUUUGGAUGGGGUCCAACAAAGAAGAGUCUCGAGUCCUCUGAAUGUGAAAAGCAGUUCCCCGAAUGCUGAUUUUCUUGUCCCUCCCAUCUCAUCUCUUAGUCCCCAAGAAAAGCCAGGACCCCCAGACUUUCAGCACCAGACGCCUAUCACAGAAUACCAAGUAAAACAGGCUGAGGUGCAUCUAGAAUCCCAAUCUUCCGCUAUUGUUGGUUCUAAAACCAGUCAAACCCUGUCACUGUCUCCCACAGAUAAAUGCCCUCCAACCAGAAAAAGACCAGCUGAUGAACCAGUUGAAACUCUGGACAGAUAUAGCACAAGUAACCCCCAAUUUGAGGAUCCUUUGCCAGAAUAUUACAAACCAACAUGCAGUCAGCCCAGCUCAGAAUCAGCCUCUGAGUCCUCUUUAGUCAACCCUGCUGCAACCCCCCCCCUCCUGUCUCCAUUGGACCAGGACGCAGGACCUGAAUCUUAUGAACUAGACGAACUUGACGAGUACACGAUGCAUUUUGAUCGCCUAUUGGCUCUGGUGAGAAAGACUAAGUUAAAUGUUUCCCCUGGCAAAUCACCUCCUUCGAAUAAUGAGAAUGCAACCUCCUGCACUUACGAUUCAUCUCAAAGGGUUGUGAAAAGCAGUUGGGAUCAAAAGCAUGUGCAGAUAAUGUCUAACAUGCCCCCAAAAGAAACAACAGGGGAUUUAAAGCAUGUUAAUGUGACUCAAGAUCCAGCCUCCGGCUACUCAUUUGAGGAGAUGUCUCUAACGUCUGCAGCUCCUGUGGGCCAUGAGAAGCAACUCGUCGCCCCUCAUGCAAACUGGGCUCUCUCCGCAAACAACUCAUCUCUUAUGGGCUCGACUUCAACGAGAGGCAACCUUUUAUUCGGAGGGACUGAAGCCCAAACAGUCAGUACAGUGUUAGCUUCUGCCAGCGCUGUGGACCCAAGCGACCCACAACACCAGAUAAGUGUCAAAGAUCAGAGAAACCCUAGUCUCUUCUGUGAUCCCCCAACGAUAACCCAGAGACUGUCCAUUGAGACCAUCAUAACUGCCAGGCCUAACGAUCUGUUUAUGAGCAGCUAUAACCGAGAGGCGCUCACUGAGAUGAACCAGGGGGGUCGGGCUGCUCACACGCUAGCUGCACCAAUGCGCCCCAGCAAAGCUUCAGGAGGCCUAUACGUCUUGAACGGACAGCAAGUGUUUAUUUCUCCUGCCGCUGUUGGAAGUUACACAACACCAGACCACAUCCCUGCAUACACAACAAGGGGGGUCUUCCCAAGUCAGAUUUACCCAAAGCAGGAAGCAGGGCGCUUCAGUAUGCAAUCAUUUGGACACAUAUCAGCAAGUCCUCUGCCCCCAGACUUGGUGAUGCUGGGACGGCAGCAGCAGUGGCUCUUACAGCAGCAGCAGCUCUUACAGCAGCAGCAGCAGCUCUUACAGCAGCAGCAGCAGUACUCCUCAUGGACGAUGGCUGCAGCUCCAGCCAUCUAUAGGAUUGAUCAAACACAGAGUUCUUCUCAGGUUUACAUGCAACCUCUGUUCAAUCACUAUCCUCCUGCAGCCGAUAAUGGAAUCGUAUCCCAGGAAUCAGCUAACUCAUUUAUGGCCACUGGCACAGGGUUGUUUACUCCAGGUCCCCAUAUGACCGAUAACCCUCCUCAAUGAAGACUACCUGUUAAACCAUGUACAAGGUAUUUUUGCAGUACACCCGUUAAAUACUGCUGAUUGUAUUAGAUAUUUUUUGUGAACACAAGGAAGUUUAGAUACAUGGCCUACAAAUCCCCAGUCUUUGUUCUUUGUUACAUUUCAAAUAAGGUGUAAAUUGUUCAUUGCCAUCUUGUUUUUUGAUAUAUUUGUGUGUUACACAAAUACACAUAUGAAGGAUAUGUUUGUAAACAUUUUCAGACGGGAUAUUAAGCUACUGUAGAUAUUUUUAGUUUUUACAUUUUCAGCAGUGUACUUUGAUUUAUAAUGUUUGUUUUAAUAAAAUUCCUUUAUAUGCAGACUUUCUGUUGAACAUGAAA
This is a messenger RNA of Trematomus bernacchii (emerald rockcod), 8223 nucleotides long. RefSeq lists its product as uncharacterized. The coding region runs from base 251 to 7864 and encodes 2537 amino acids. The record is from RefSeq and is a predicted model, not a curated record. NCBI's taxonomy places the organism in Eukaryota, Metazoa, Chordata, Actinopteri, Perciformes, Nototheniidae. The transcript has 51 exons.